Messenger RNA from Hipposideros armiger (great roundleaf bat), 3415 nucleotides. It is a transcript of the gene MRPS28, whose product is annotated as mitochondrial ribosomal protein S28. The transcript has 4 exons. Gene Ontology annotation, cellular component: mitochondrial small ribosomal subunit. The coding region runs from base 2195 to 2533 and encodes 112 amino acids. NCBI's taxonomy places the organism in Eukaryota, Metazoa, Chordata, Mammalia, Chiroptera, Hipposideridae. The record is from RefSeq and is a predicted model, not a curated record.
CAGCCCGGACCUGGUGCUCAGCCUUAUCUUGUUCUGGCCCCACUCAGAACUGGCAGCUGUUUGGGUGACUUGGUUAAAAAGUUGGAGCAGCAUGUCCAAACAGGGUAUUUUGCCUCCAAAAUUCAAAGAGACGCACUGGGCGUUGAGGUUCUUUCUCGGUGGGAAAAAAGGGUAUCUUGAGGGAGCUCAGACCUCUGGUCCCCAGGAACUUCCCCAGGGCCCAGCAUCUUUGUGGGAGUUACUUCCCACCCCCUGGCGUACAUGCAUCUUACCAUGAGUCUACAGUAGUCGCACUUUCUGCUUCCAAGUCCAGUCAGCAUGUGUAACGGCCCAGAGUUCAUGUAACCUUGAGCUAUAUAUGGAGUCGACUAGCAGGUCUAGAGAAAGAAAGCAUUCAUAGCUCAGGUACUGCAUACGUAUCAGGUGCUGGGGGACAUUUGACUUGCUCUGGCCAUGAAAUCACAUCUGGAGCAACAGCUGCAACUGGAGUUACCACUUGAUUAACUUCACGAUCAUCAAUUGUCAUUGUCUAAGAACAUCUGUUUUCCGCAGGGCCACAGAGGCAAGUUGAAUAGGGAUGUGGUGGGCGUCACCCCCUGCAUCAUCCGCGUCCUGGGAAGUGGCACUUAUUGCUGCAGCACCCCCAGGAAUGCAGUGUUGCCUUUGGCGUCCUUGUUUGGUAGUAGGGCAGGUCCUAGCGCCUUCUGUUCAGCCUUGCCUACCGUGAGCCCUCCCUCCACAGAUCGGGGAAAAUGUGUGAGAGAAGACGCCCUGCUAGAAAUCUUCCUUUCAGUGUCUUCCUCCACGCGUGGCUCCGUGUUUCUCUCUCCCUCUUCACACCUGCAACCAUCUCUGACCUCAGCAUUACGGUGAUGACGUGACCAGCACGUUGACAGCGGUUUUUCAGGAUUGCAUUCUAAGACCGUCACCAUCAGUUUCCUUCACUGGCAGAUCUAAUAAUUUCUGUAUCAUUUUCACCUGGAACGGUCUUACCUUCAAGUCCUCAAGCUCCUGAGCCCUUCCUGGAUCGCAGUGUGCCCUGGUCGUGUCCCCCAGACCCCUCCCGUACCUUUAUUUGCCAGCCUGUGCCCUGGUUUUCUGGGCCCUCCUCCCGUCACACGCAGUCUGGAACCCUUGCAUCCACCCCGACGUGCUGGAAUCCUUCUCGCUUUGUCUUUUGCCUGGCCUGCCCGCCUGCGUCUCUAGUGUACUCACUGCUCUGAUAACUGGCCUGUGUGUGCUGCCGGCUCCGGUUAGUCCAGGGCGUUGCAACCUUGCCACAAGUGACAUUUUGGACCCGAGAGUUCUUUGUUGUGGGGGCAGUUCUGUGCAUUGUAGGAUGUCUAACAGCAUCCCUGGCCUCUAUGCUUUAGAUUCCGGCAGCACCCCCAGUCAUGACAAUCAAACUCGUAUCCAGACAUUCAGAUGUUUCAGAUGUCAGGGGUGGUGGCGGGAGGCAAAACCAUCCUGGUUGAAAGCUACUAGGUUUGUCAGUAAAACUUGGUGUGACUGGGCCUAUAAGAACUUGGUUAAUUUUUUUUCAAAGCCACUUCUUUUUUUAGGCACUGUUUGAGGGCUAUGUAUUUAGUCCUCACAGCAACCCUGUGAGUGUGUAUAACUAUUCACCCAUUUUAUAGAUGAGUGAACAGCGAGCGGCACAGAGAGCUGGUGCGUGCUGCCCCAGGCUGGAGCUGGUAAGUGGCAGAGCCCGAUGGGAACAACAUGUCACAGGGCCGAGCCUGCCCACGGAGCCCUCCUGCCUGGUUGCUCACACGUUGCCCAACAGCCGUCAUUUUGAUUGUUGUUUUUACUGCUUAGAUAAGUUACCUAUCGCUCCAUGACCAAUCAUCCCAAACUUAAUUCUUCUCUAGAUAAUUUAUUCAAUUAUUUUUUUAGAGAAGUGAAAAAAAUACUGUAUGUAUUUUGCCCGGGUAAUUAAUGCCUUAUUACUAGGUAUUUGUACUUGGCCUUUCUGCCAGGUAUUUUGUGCCUGAUGGAAAUUUGACAGCCCUGCCUAUAAUCUUUUCAUUCUUCCUGCUGUUUUCUACCUGUCUUCUCAUUCCAGCUUCUGUGAUUCCUGGCAGGACUGAGUCCCACACCUUCACGGGAUUCCUCACAAAAGAGGGACCUAUUUUCACAGCUUCAUCCUUUCGCGUGUAGUUUUAGCUGCGGUCUCCUUCCAUCUGCUUCGUUAAUGACCACCCCUCCACGUGCUUUCUGCCCCCCGGGAACCUUGCUGAAAUCUCUAGGCUCUCUGAAGAGCGAAGAAUCCUUUGCGUCUAUGCUGAGACGUUCUCCUCUCACACAGAUGGGACCAGCCAAGGAUAAACUAGUUAUUGGACGAAUCUUCCACGUUGUGGAGAACGACCUUUAUAUAGACUUUGGCGGCAAGUUUCACUGUGUAUGUAAGAGACCAGAAGUGGAUGGAGAUGACACAGCUGUGAACAUCUUCGUGAGACUUCUAAGAUUAUUUCCUGAGGAAAGAUUAACUGGAAUAACUAGGCUUAAAGCCACCAUUGGGCAGACAUCGUGAUGGUGAGGCUGGAGGCAGUUGUGGAAGAUCGUAACCACUGCUGACCAGAAGGGACAGAGUGUCUGGUGCUGGAAUGCGAUGACAGAUAAGAAUUCUGUGUAUCGCCGACCUGUAUCUUCUGAGGCUGUCCACCCUCUCUGUGCUCCUGGUCACACUUUCCUGCAGCCAUUUGUCUACCUGCUGCUGUUCCCAGUGUUCUGGGCUCUCCUUGGCAGAAGCACCCACGGCAGUCAGUGAUGCUCGGCCAUCACUUCCUUCAGUCUCCGCUUCACACUUAGUCGUCGAUACCAACUCGCCCAAGCCCUCCCACUGGGAAGCACCCACCCCUAGCUGUCCAGAACAUGCAUCGUUUAUAAAGCUGUUGUUCCCAGAUUGCUCACCACAAACCCACUGGACAUUAACUGUAUUAUCUAAAUUUACUGUAUGGUUGUAGAUGCUAGCUUGCAUUUCUUUUCCAAAUCAGCAUUCUGCGUUUACAUUGCAUGUUGAAUACCCAUCAGUUUUCUACCUUAAAGAUAGGUUUUUUUCUUCUUCUUUCUAAUGACUGGAAGUAUGCACACACCAGCCGAGUAGAUAAAUUCUAAUUUAGUUUUUGAGAAAAAUUUAAUUUCUCCCUUUCUAUUCAUGUUUAAGAUUUUCCAAUAUUUUAGAAAUGUUUGACAUAUAUCUAUAGCCCAUGUAUAAUACUUUCAUAUUGUUUAAAUAAUAAAGGGAAUAUUUACUACAUGGUAACCCUUUUAAAAAUAACAAUUUAAAGUUACCUUUCUGUGUUCUGAAUUUCAUGGACUAAUAGUAUGUGGUUUUUAAAAUGUAUAGUUACCAAUACUUGGGUUUCUUUCUUCAGUUACCUAUUAGCAGAAAAUAAGAAGUUUGUAUUCAUGA